Molecule: messenger RNA, 4291 nt
Organism: Sus scrofa (pig)
Lineage: Eukaryota; Metazoa; Chordata; Mammalia; Artiodactyla; Suidae
Gene: KRIT1
Product: KRIT1 ankyrin repeat containing
Biological process (GO): regulation of establishment of cell polarity; negative regulation of angiogenesis; cell redox homeostasis
Cellular component (GO): plasma membrane; cytoskeleton
Molecular function (GO): protein binding
Source: RefSeq, a predicted model, not a curated record
GAACCCGGAAGCGAUUUCCUCGCCCCGGUAGCGGCGGAAUGGAAAGCUAAAGGCCUUUAAAGACCUGGAAUCUCCUGGUUUCGGGAGGUGGUGAGGGGUGUGUGGCUCUGAGCUGCGAGGACAGUAAAGGACAAUAAAGAGCCUGUGGGCAAGAGGCUCUCCGAGUCCAGAGAUCGUAGCUUUGGAGGUGCGGGUUAGGGACCGUGGCCAAACGCGCUGGGCGGCUUCUGGUGGCGACCGAGUUUUCCCGUUACAGGAAGUUGGGCCUGGCCUCUAGGAAAGAGAGGGGAAGGAGGAAAGAGAAAACGGCCUCCCGCCCCCCGGGUGGCUGUUCCACCCACUGAGUUGAAUGUAGCGGCCCGGGAGGUACUGGGCCCCUCGACGGGUGAGACGAGGAGGAGCACGAUCCAGACUGUUCGAGAGAAACGGAGAGGUGGGAGGCCGAACUAUCUCCAUCCAUAUCCAGUUUCUCCAGCCAUGGGAAAUCCGGAAAACAUAGAAGAUGCUUAUGUUGCUGUUAUUCGUCCAAAGAAUGCUGCCAGUCUCAAUUCUCGGGAAUACAGAGCUAAGUCAUAUGAAAUUUUAUUGCAUGAAGUUCCCAUUGAAGGACAGAAAAAAAAAAAAAAGAAAGUUUUAUUGGAAACUAAACUUCAAGGCAACAGUGAAAUAACACAAGGCAUAUUGGAUUAUGUAGUAGAAACCACCAAACCAAUCUCUCCUGCAAACCAGGGUAUUAGAGGAAAACGAGUGAUAUUAAUGAAGAAAUUUCCUCUGGACGGGGAGAAGAUGGGCAGAGAAGCAGCAUUAUUUAUUGUCCCAUCAGUUGUCAAAGAUAAUACUAAAUAUACAUAUACUCCAGGAUGCCCAGUUUUUUAUUGCCUACAAGAUAUCAUGCGAGUCUGCAGUGAAUCUAGCACUCACUUUGCUACGCUUACAGCAAGAAUGUUAAUAGCCUUGGAUAAGUGGUUAGAUGAACGUCAUGCACAGUCUCACUUUAUUCCAGCUUUAUUCCGACCUUCUCCUCUUGAGCGGAUAAAAACUAAUGUUAUAAACCCUGCAUAUGCUACCGAAUCAGGUCAGACAGAAAACUCUCUACAUAUGGGCUAUAGUGCACUAGAAAUAAAGAGUAAAAUGUUGGCCCUCGAGAAAGCAGAUGCCUGUAUUUACAACCCUUUGUUUGGAUCAGAUCUUCAGUAUACAAAUCGGGUAGAUAAAGUGGUAAUAAAUCCAUACUUUGGCCUAGGCGCUCCAGACUACUCAAAAAUCCAGAUUCCUAAACAGGAAAAAUGGCAGAGGAGUAUGAGCAGUGUCACAGAAGACAAGGAACGACAGUGGGUAGAUGAUUUUCCUCUCCAUCGAAGUGCCUGUGAAGGAGAUACGGAAUUAUUAAGCCGACUUCUCAAUGAAAGAUUUUCAGUCAACCAAUUAGAUAGUGACCACUGGGCACCUAUUCAUUAUGCAUGCUGGUAUGGAAAAGUUGAAGCAACACGCAUAUUGUUAGAGAAAGGAAAGUGCAAUCCAAACCUUUUAAAUGGACAACUUAGUUCUCCUCUUCAUUUUGCUGCUGGAGGAGGACAUGCUGAAAUAGUACAGAUUCUCCUAAACCAUCCAGAAGUUGACAGACAUAUAACAGAUCAACAAGGACGAUCUCCUUUAAAUAUCUGUGAAGAAAACAAACAAAAUAAUUGGGAAGAUGCUGCAAAAUUGUUGAAGGAAGCCAUUAACAAACCAUAUGAAAAAGUUAGGAUAUACAGAAUGGAUGGAUCUUACCGUUCUGUUGAACUGAAGCAUGGAAAUAACACCACAGUGCAGCAGAUAAUGGAAGGAAUGCGUCUCUCUCAAGAAACACAGCAGUAUUUCACUAUCUGGAUCUGUUCAGAAAAUCUAAGCCUUCAGCUCAAGCCUUAUCAUAAACCACUGCAACAUGUUCGUGACUGGCCAGAAAUUCUUGCUGAAUUGACUAAUUUGGAUCCCCAAAGGGAAACACCACAGCUUUUCCUAAGAAGAGAUGUGAGACUUCCUUUGGAAAUUGAGAAAAAGAUUGAAGACCCACUAGCUAUUCUCAUUCUUUUUGAUGAAGCCAGAUAUAAUUUAUUGAAGGGCUUUUAUACAGCUCCUGAUGCUAAACUGAUAACAUUGGCAAGUCUGCUGUUGCAAAUAGUUUAUGGAAAUUAUGAGAGUAAAAAACACAAGCAAGGUUUCCUAAAUGAAGAAAAUCUAAAAUCCAUUGUACCUAUUACCAAAUUGAAAAGUAAGGCACCUCACUGGACAAAUAGAAUACUUCAUGAAUACAAGAAUCUUAGUACAAGUGAAGGUAUCAGUAAAGAAAUGCAUCACCUUCAGCGUAUGUUCUUACAGAAUUGUUGGGAAAUCCCUACAUAUGGAGCAGCUUUUUUCACAGGACAGAUAUUUACAAAGGCCAGCCCUAGUAACCAUAAAGUCAUCCCUGUGUAUGUAGGUGUGAAUAUAAAAGGACUUCAUCUCCUCAACAUGGAAACUAAGGCUUUACUCAUCAGUCUUAAGUAUGGUUGUUUUAUGUGGCAGUUGGGAGAUGCUGAUACUUGUUUUCAGAUCCAUAGUAUGGAAAAUAAAAUGAGCUUUAUUGUACAUACAAAACAGGCCAGCCUUGUGGUAAAACUACUAAUGAAGCUAAAUGGACAGUUAAUGCCAACUGAAAGGAAUUCAUGAGAGGAAAGCAACUGAUACCUAAGCCACCACAUUUUGUAAUGUAGAUUUUUUUCCGUGAAAGAUUUCUUCAACUUACAUUUAACAAGGCAUUUAGUCUCUUGUAAUAUAUAUGUAUACUACUACAUUGUACAGAAUCUGUACUUAUGUUUGGUGUGUAAGAUACCAGUUAGUUUUAUAUAAUAUCCACAUAAGCUAAUUAGUUUUUAAGAGAAACACACAAAAAGGUAUAGACUGAUAGCCUGUAUAAUAUUAGACAAAAUAGUAGACUUAUAAAAAGUUAUUUUUGGUAAAUGUAAAGAAUUUAGAGUGGAAUGUGAUGAAAUUAAAAUGUAGCUUUGCUAUGACUUUGUGUGUCAUUUCAAAAUUUAAAGUCAACAUGAUUUGAAUAAAAUUGUUUUCUACUUAAAGCAUAUAUAACACUGUUACUUAAAAUGUUUUUUUCAUAACCUAUGAACAUUUCUCAACAAUGUUUUUAAAAGACGUAGUUAGAAUGUUUAUCUAGUAUCAGCUAGUAUUUCUCAAAGUGCUGUAGUUCUCGAACGCCCUGCAUUCUAAUUACGUGUGUGCCUCUUUAAAAAUAAGAAUUUCAGGGGCUCAUUCUAGACAAGUUCAUUCACUCUCUUGGAAUCAGCAGGGCCUGGGAAUAUUUUCUUAAGUUUUAAUUUGUUUUCUGUUGAAAUAAUUCUAAACCCAGUAUGAAUUUAGAUUAUUAAAGUUAAGUAAAUUAUACAAAACUGUCUGGCAUACAAGCACAUACAUACAAUAAUCCCUGGAUAUUAGUAGUUACAUUUAUUCAGAACCUGUAUUUUUAUGAGGUGGCGCAAUGAUGUAUUUAUAUUACCUUUACAUUAUAUGAAGUAGAUCACCAAAUACCUGGUUGUUAUAUUUAGGAGAGUACUGAUGUCAUGUUAGGUGCUAACUUUAUUAAUCUGCUAUUUAAAAAGCUUAGGAAUUAGUCUUUCCAAACUUACAGAUUGAUGUCUUCUAAGUUCAGAGAUAGAACAGUCAUAUUUAAAAUUAUUCUACCAAUUGCAGAUGAUAUUUUUGUAUCAUCAUCUACUCUUCCCAUUGACUUCUGCAUAUCUUUAAUAGUGGUCUGCUGAGCUUUAUUAAAAUUAUGUAGUUAAGUUUAAUGAGAAAGCAGAUUUUUCUUUUAAUUCUGUGCUUAGCACUUUCAACUCUCCAUAGACAGUGCUCAAUAGCCUCAACUGCUACCAAAUACCCUGUUGACUCCUAAACCUAAAACUUUAGCCUCAAUUUCUGUCUCAUGCUUUUUUUUUCCUUUUUAAGGCCACACCUGUGGCACAUGGAGGUUCCCAAGCUGGGGGUCAAAUGAGAACCAUCAGAGCCAUGGCAACACCAGAUCUGAGCCACAUCUGCCACCUGCACCACAGCUUAAUGGCAGUGCCAGAUCCUUAACCCACUGAGCAAGGCCAGGGAGCCAGCAUGCAUCAUCAUGGACACUAUGUUGGGUUCUUAACCUUAUGAGCUACAUGGGAACUCCCUGCACAUAAAUUUUAAAAAUUUUAAAGUACUUUACAGAAUCACAACUUGCUAUAUAAGUGCUGAUAACUUACAAAAAAUAUAUGUAGAUUUAAUGGAA